GGCUGCAGCCAUCAUGCGGAUCCGCUGAGAGCCACAUACUCACCCAACUUUGUCACGCCGUUUCUUCCUCCCCGCACCGGGUCGACGAAGAAAGCAGGGGGGAAAACAAGCGUUCCUCGAUUGGUGUUCUGAGAGUUGCAGGCUUCAUCUUCAACCUGUUUUAACCGUGCAAGGGGAGAAGUGAACAGACGUUUUAAUGAACCACUACACGCUAGCUGACGCCAUGACCGAUAACUUGAGGAUUUUAUAAUUCUCCCCAGUGGAAGAGCGUCACAUCUUGUAAGGAGCCACAGGUCAGAAACUUUACUCCUCACUCCCCAUUAUUUUUUCUGUGCUCUGCAGACAGUGACCGAGCUGCUUGUGUUCUUGCACGCUCCAACACGAAUGCUGCGUGCUUGCCCGACCAUCCCCUGCCUGCCUGCCCUUUACUCCUCCCCAGCUCCUGUAAUCCCCUUGUUUUUUUGUUUUGUUUGUUUUUACUCCCUUUUGCAUGACCACACCUGGCCACUUUGAUGUCAUCCCACUUUUUCCUUUGGUGGUUUUUGAUUGGUUGUCAUCUGAUCCACGAGUCCUCUUGGAAACAAGCUGAUGUUUGUGUGCACAGCUGCCUGCUUUUUGUAAACUUCCACAUAAAUACUUUCCUCUUUGUCUGUACACUUUCUUUUAACCAUUUUCCAAAAUCUUUUCCGAGAGACACGACAGGCAUGAUUGAGCGACUACGUCUUGCCGAAUUCAUUAAGAUUGACCAUGACUGAAAUCCCAUUGCUGAGAGAAACAUUGUGAAAGGCGAACUGGCACUUUUCCAGCUUCUGAGUUCAUAUCAGAAAUAGGACUGCACCUGGGUGUAAAAACCCUUUUACAUUUCCUGAAAAAGGUGGAUUGGGUUUGAAACACGUGUCGUCACACGUUGAGCUACGAUCGCUUGUUUACAACUGAAGAUGUCGCGGUAUUGCCCUACUGCUAACUUCGUAUUUUGUCUUUCUUAUUUAAGUAUGGUGUGAUGUUGCUGUUUUGCAUGGUGUAGCACCUCGUCAGAUGAUCGCAAAGGGGAAAAAAAAUCGACAACGGACUACGUUUUUACAGGUUCCCUGCUUGGCGGCAGCAAGCAAGAUGUAAGCGUAGUAGUUUGAGAGCUCAGAAAGAGAUGUUGGAUGGCUUUGAGUCAACCUGUUGGAUGGAAAAAAAAAAAAAUCCAACCGACAAUAUCACGACAAGGAUGAGCGUGUGGUCCUGACAUUUUCAUUACGAGGAAACUUCACAGUUCCAAAGUUGUCGGAGUCCAACAUGGGGUUUGGCAUGCUGGGUGUGUUCCUGGGACUGCUCCUGGAGGUGUCCACCCAUGGACCCCAUGCUGUGCCUCGAACUUCCUGGAGACACCAAGAUUUGGAGCUGUUGGAGUUCUCAGAGCCGGGCAUCUUCAACUACUCCACGCUACUGCUUAGCGACGAACGGGACGUGCUCUAUGUGGGCGCCCGGGAGGCCAUCUUUGAGCUGAGCAAGAAGAAUGUGACUGUCCGAAACAACAAGGUUCUGUGGCAAGUUGGCGAGACCCCCAUAGACAUGUGCACACUCAAAGGAAAAUCAAAGGAGAGCGACUGUCUGAACUACAUUCGAGUGCUGCAGGUGGUCGACGACCAGCGGCUCUACGUCUGUGGGACACAUGCCUUUCAACCGCAGUGUGAUUAUUUGACUUUGGCUGACUUUUCGUUAGAGGGUCGAGCAGAAGACGGCAGAGGGAAGUGCUCCUUCGAUCCCUCGCAAAGCUUCACCACUGUCAUGGUUGAUGGAGAGCUGUACUCUGGGACUGCUUAUAACUUCUUGGGUAGUGAGCCCAUUAUUUCUAGAUACUCUCCAUCUUCGUACCUGCUGAGGACAGAGUAUUCCACAUCAUGGCUCAAUGAGCCCAGUUUUGUUUUCGCCGACGUGAUCAGGGAAGGGGAGAACCCUGUAGAUGGUGAGGACGACAAAAUCUACUACUUCUUCACAGAGGUAUCCGUGGAGUACGAGUUCUUCGGCAAUCUACUCAUUCCAAGGGUGGCACGUGUUUGUAAGGGCGACCAGGGAGGACAGAGGACGCUGCAGAAGAAGUGGACGUCCUUCCUGAAAGCCAAGCUGGUGUGCUCCAUGCCCGAACUCAACUUUGUCUUCAACGUGGUGCACGACGUCUUCAUCCUGAAGGGCACGCGCUUGAAGGACACGGUCAUCUACGGGGCCUUCACCUCCCAGUGGGGAAACGUUGGUCUGUCGGCAGUGUGUGCUUACAACAUGUCUGCUGUGGAUGAGGUCUUCUCCAAGGGCAAGUACAUGCAGAAGGCCACCGUGGAGCAGUCCCACACUAAGUGGGUCCGCUACAAUGGUGUUAGUCCCUCGCCACGUCCUGGAGCAUGUAUCAACAGCCGCAUGCGGCAACAGAACAUCAGCAGCUCGCUGCACCUCCCCGACAAGACGCUGCAGUUCGUCAAGGACCACCCCCUGUUGGAGGACCCCGUCCUGCCCAUCGGGAACAGGCCCCGCCUCAUCACCAAGGAUAUCAACUACACACAGGUGGUCGUGGAGCGGGUCCGCGCCCUUGACGGGAGCAUCCACGAUGUAAUUUUCACUGGAACGGAUAAGGGGGUCCUGCAUAAAUCGGUGGUCCUGACAGGAGAGGUCCACAUGGUUGAGGAAAUCCAGCUCCUGAAGAACUCCGAGCCCAUUAAGAACUUGGUGCUGUCCUCCAAGACGCGAUCCCUGUACGCCGGUUCGGACUCGGGUGUGGUUCAGUCGCCCACGGCCUUCUGUGGCAGCUACCAGUCGUGUGAUGACUGCAUACUUGCCCGAGACCCAUACUGUGCCUGGGACCCUCACAGUGCUCGCUGCGUCAAGAUCUCCGACACGCCCAGUCAGCAGCUCUGGAAGCUAAUUCAGAGCCUAAGUGGUGAUGCAGACAAAUGUCCUACAGCCCCCAUUGUGCCCCUGAAGGACUACAAGCGUGUUUCGGUGAAGCCUGGGAGCUCCGCCGAGCUCCCGUGCCUGGUACGCUCCAACACGGCGCAGGUGAUGUGGAGAUCCAAUGGCUCGCUCCUCACCGAGGCCUCGCACUUUCACUUCAUCCGAGAGAACGGCCUGCUCAUCUACAGUGUGGCCGCCGAGGACCAGGCCCACUACGAGUGCUGGUCCGUGGAGUUCGCCAGCGGGAAGAACUUCACUCGCCUCCUGGCGGGAUUCGUCUUGACUCUGGACGUCCCGGAUGCCGCCACUACCCUCCAGAGCCGGGAGAUCACGCACAGCAUGGAAGGUAAAGUUGAGGCAGACGGAGCGCUAACAUCAGCCCUCGCCCCGCCCAAUUUCACCGCCGCCGUGCAGCUCACAUCCUCGCCACGUUCGUCACUAACCCCAAGCGGCAGCACCGAGCAGCCGCCCGAGCACCCUAUGCCCCCAGAGAGCGCCACCCCAGAGGCGGAGUACUUGCAGCGCAGCAACGGCACAGCCCUCCUCUUCUUCUUCCUGCUCUUCUUCCUGCUCUUCCUGGCCGCCGUGGCGUACAACUGCUACAUGCAGUAUCUCCCGGCCCCGUGCCUGCGUCUGCGGGCGGCCCUGUUGGGCACACACAAGAAGAGCGACGCCGCCCGGCCCGAGUACAGCGCCUGCGAAGCGGGCCUCAUUGAGGCGUCGGUCGUGUCGGACAAAGUUGCCGCAACGGUGCAGCCUGUGCAGAACAGCAGUCAGAACCUGCGCGCCUUGCGCGAUACCGGCUACGAGACAGAACCCGAGUGCGGCAACGGGCGCGUGCCCUCGCAUGUCUUUGCUGACGAAAGCCCGUGUCCACAGAAGCCCUUCGACGUAGACUGCGACUCCCAGUCCAUCCAGUUCGCUGAUGCCGACGAGCCUUAUUGCUAGAGACAAAAUGGAAGGCGGCACUCUUUCUGCACAAGUUGUCUUUUCGCUUUUUAUGUUCAGGAGGCUGCUGUGCCCUCUUAAGCGGGGUAUACAUGAGGGUUGCGAAGGGGUGGAACAUUUCUAGGAGUUCCCAUCGGAAUUUAAGAUGGGGAAUUUGGGAAAUAUUCCAAAAUGCAAACUUUCCACUGAAAUGGAUGGAAAUUAACUAGGAAUUGAGGGUUAUUUAAUGGAUAAGGUAACAUACAAGCAUUAAUAAAACAAUAUAUGCCAUAAGCAGUCCAUCCAAGCAAAAUACAUACUGUAGCUCUCCUUGCCCACAUGCGAUUGCAUUACAGUACUUUAGCUGCUCAAUUUUUUCAUCUCACUCACAGAGUGGCAUAUCUGAAAUUGCCUCAUAACUCAGAAUUUGGCUCACAACACAAAGUGGAAAAAAAAAAAAAAAAAAAGACCAAGCAAUGUUUCAUAAAUGGAAACCUCAAGUCAAGGUACACUGGUCAUUUUAGUCACAAUUAUGCUAAAUAUAUUUUCUGUUUCUAUAUAUAAACUAUUCAAGUUACCUAUUAAGAGCCAACCUUCACUUUUGUACAUUCAUGGUUUAUUCCCAUUAAUUCCCAUGGAAAGUAAACACAUUUAAAAAUUCCAGGAAUUUUGCGCCCCGAGUAAACACACACCGAUUUUUUUUUUUUUUUUUGUACAGCUUAACUCAAUUUCAAUGUGACAGAGCCCGACAUGACAUGAAAAAAUGUACCAUGCGUGUACUUGGUGCUCUUGCGUGUUGUGAACUCCAGAUGACCCCAGCACACCACAUACAACAACAUCGCCAGUCUCCUCUAACCAGACGUCUGUCAUAGUACCAAGACUGACCUGUGAGAGUCAGAUGUGCCUUCCACGGUAGUAGAAGGAAAAACAUUGAAAAAGCUGAGUUAAAUGUUCUCAUUUGGUAACUACUUUGCGAUUGCAAAUUCUUCUCUUUUUCAUUUUUAUUCUGAUGAAUGCCUCGUAAAACACCUUAUACAAACACUAAGCACAACAAAUUCCUCCUCGGUUUGUGUCCGCCAACAGCUAUAAUUGGCUAUCGUUCCAUUUGAUGUCACAAGCAGUGCCAGUGGCUUAAUGAUUUGUGAUUUUUAAAUAUUUAACCGGUUUAACAUUUCCCAUUGUCGGUUGUCGUGAGCUGUUCCAAGCGAUCGGGAGGAAAGAUCACUCUUAACACACGCCCCACUACAGGGUAAUCACUCAGGAUAAUCUUUCAGAGACAUUUGAUUAUCAGGCCUUUGCUGACUGAUUGUAAGAGAGGUAAAAAGGCUCAAAUUUGUGCCAAUUAUCGGUUUGUGUGUACCCCGCUUUAUCUUAAGUCCAGCAAGAAAAGCUCAUUCCUAAAUUCCAAAUUGGAAACGUUGUUUACCAAAUUGGUAAGUUAAGUGGAUGUCUUCCAAAUUGGGCUCACUUUUCUCUGUACAGGCUGAGUAAGUCAUCAUUUUUUUUGUUUUUUAGUCUGCAUUCUGGGCCAAUGGAGUUGGACAACAAUUCUCAGGGAAGGUUUUGCCUAGCAUUUUGUAGCUCGGGUUUAUUCUGUGGAGUACAUAAUGUGUGGGAUGGGGGGGGAUCUGAAGGUUAAUUGAAUGGAAAUGUGUUGGUCAAAUCAAACCACUCUGUGUUUUGAAAGGAACAUAUUAAUUUUUCUGCCAUAUUGUUGUUCCUUCACUGAUAUCACUUGUUCUGAAUCAUCCAUCCACUCUCUAUCCACAAUCUGAAACUUUUUUUAUAAUUAAGCCUCAAAUUUCCUCAAAUAGUGGCCCUUCCCCUAUGAGACAAACACUUCCCUCAAUUACUGAAAAUCGCUCUGUUUAAAAUAGAACAAAAACUAAAAUAAAGGUAAGUCAGUCUGAUUCUCAGUUCAUAGACGCUAUUUUAGACGCAGGAACUGAUCUAUGUUGGUAACCAAAAAAGCAGCACAUACUGAGUCUGACAUAAACUAUAUCCUAUAAGUUAUGUAUAUGUUUUUUGGGGGAGUUUGCCUGUAAUAAUUAUAUUUUAUAGAGAAGACUUUCUAAAAGUUCACUGAUUGCCAAGCUUUGCAGUCUGUUGCUAACCAACUGUUACUUGUGGAGUCUUACUUCAAAAUGUAAAUGUGUUCCCUGCGCAGUAUUUAAAAUGAUCUACUGAUAAGUUACAGUAUAUGGAGUUUUUCAUGGUGUUUAUGAUCCACGGAUCCCUUGAGAUGUAAAUUAAACUCCGCUGUCAUUUGACAUAUAUUUAAUGUAACAAAAAAGCGGCCACUAUUUGCAGGACUGAGAUAUUUAAGGUGAAUUUGUUCGUGUUUUUCCCCUUUAUUGCUAUUUUACCAGCAUCCAUUUGGUCUCUUGCGCACGUCUCUUUUGUUUUCUGUGUUCCUCAAUUUUCCUUUUCCGCCCUUUUCCCAUCACCACCUUCCUUCUUCGCAGCCUCUUCAUCUGUCUUCCCUUCCUCUACUUUCACUUCCUCCUCUUCCUCCACGAAGCCUUGUGUGGAGGCUGGCCAGGCGGAGGUGAGGCUGUUGCCCCCUUUGCUGAAGGAUCAGGCGUGGGGGCUUCAGACCCACGAGGGCUUCCUGCUCUUCUGUCUGGCCCUGGGUGAGUGAUCCCACCUGCCCAAAAAAAAACACUUUUAACCCUGCUCGUCAUUCUUAGCUGGAUUCCCUUUGCAUGGCCUGACUAACAUUGUGGCCUUUUCUCUGAGCUCUAACUUUUGAAUGUGGCGGCACUAGGAGAAGAAGCUGACAUUCCGACUUUGAAUGUCAAUGAAGUGGUGCACUUGUUUUUUUUCCUAUGGUAGACUCACUGUGUUGCAUCCCAACUAUGCCAACUGGGCCGUUUUUGUGCCUGUAAAGAUAUUUGUAUAUAUGGGGAAAGAAACGUAAAUAAAUGGCUUGUAAUGAAAAAGUUGUUCAGUAGAUAGGUAAGGAGGUGAAAUAAAAGGUGUCA
This is a messenger RNA of Phycodurus eques (leafy seadragon), 6842 nucleotides long. It is a transcript of the gene sema4d, whose product is annotated as sema domain, immunoglobulin domain (Ig), transmembrane domain (TM) and short cytoplasmic domain, (semaphorin) 4D. Gene Ontology annotation, biological process: positive regulation of cell migration; ossification involved in bone maturation; negative regulation of axon extension involved in axon guidance. The record is from RefSeq and is a predicted model, not a curated record. The coding region runs from base 1285 to 3879 and encodes 864 amino acids. The transcript has 17 exons. Lineage: Eukaryota; Metazoa; Chordata; Actinopteri; Syngnathiformes; Syngnathidae. Gene Ontology annotation, molecular function: semaphorin receptor binding; chemorepellent activity.